AUGUCUUCCAAAGGAGUGGUCAAGUACGAUCGAUACAAUGAUCGCGUGAAAGAACGCCCAACCCUUUCCCUCGACAAUAACAUGAUCACUAUCAAGCUCUAUUCUAGUCAUGACGAGAAAAGUUUCCAAGAAGAACAUGUUGUACAUGAAACUAUCUUUAGAGAGGCAUCCAUGGUCGUUGAUAAUGCCAUGGCUUAUGAUUGGGCCAACAAACGCGAGCGUGUAGUGAAGCUCUACGACAUGGAAUCCUACAUAGCUUUCCAAGUCUUCAAAACGUGGGUAUACCGACAUAAAAUCAUCGUGGAACGAUGUUACGAUACCGGUGUCUCUUCUAGCAGCGAGAUCCGACUACUAUUGGCCGCGCAUCAUUUCGGGGACAAGUACAAAGCGAUACACUUCAUGGAUACAGUCUUCGACGCGAUCACGAAGCUACACGAGGGUAUCUAUCGCGACCCACAGCUCGGGCUUAUACCAAGCGUAUGGGCACGUACGAUGACGAAUUCGCCACUUCGGCGAUACUUCAUUGACUGUAUCGUCCAUAGUAAGGCUUCAGCCUACAACCCCUUUGAACUGUUAAAGAAGCUUCCGGAGGAGUUCCCAACAGAGCUUGCCAAGGCGUUCAUGGUCGCCAAAUUUUGGCCAAUGGGCCAGGGGAUGCCCGGAGACCCUUGUGCGUAUCAUGUCCACGUGAAAGGCACAUGCUACAAGUCCCUAGCCUGACUCUUGGGUCCGUACAACACUGGAUAUCGGUUGGAAUCUACAGCGUGGGAUCAGACAUGGGUUU
This is a messenger RNA of Pseudovirgaria hyperparasitica, 784 nucleotides long. RefSeq lists its product as uncharacterized. Lineage: Eukaryota; Fungi; Ascomycota; Dothideomycetes; Acrospermales; Acrospermaceae. The transcript has 3 exons. The coding region runs from base 1 to 720 and encodes 239 amino acids. The record is from RefSeq and is a predicted model, not a curated record.